AUGAUUGCGCCAUCAGCCCUGUCGCUGGCCAACCGGCGAUUGACCACGUUCCCCGGGGCCAUUGCUGCUGCUGCCGUCACCGCCGCCAGGAACAACAUACGCGUCGCCCUCCCGUGCAUGCGACCGCUGGCGCAUCAUCGCUUAAGGAUGCUCUCCACCACCACCACCACCGCAUCCACGCUCCCGCGCCUCCCCAUCUUCGAGGCUGUCGCCGCACACGACCCCACGUCCACCGCCGUCGUCCACGCCCUGUCCGGCCGCCGCUUCACCUACGGUGAACUCCUCGGAGAUGUCGCCCGCGCACGGGAACGCCUGCGCGAGGCGGUCGACGGCAAGCCGCUGACUGGCGAGCGCGUGGCUUUUUUGAUCGAGAACAGCUACGACUAUGUCGUACCGGAAGCUCACUCCCGCGAUGUAGUCAUGUUCCUGGCCGUCAUGGCCGCCCGCGCCAUUGCCGUGCCCCUCUCCCCGCCGUUUCCGGCCCCGGAGCUGCAGUACAUUCUCGACCAGAGCGCCGCCUCUGUCCUCGUCGCCUCGCCCAAGUUUGCAGCCAAGGCCAGGGAGGUGCUUGCGACCGACCUGCAGCAGAAGCCCGUCUACUUCGAGCUUCCCAAGCACACGGGCAGCAGCCACGGCGCAAAGGAAGCCGUGUCUUUGGCCGACGAGGACUUUUCCGGUGCCGGCCUGAUGUUGUAUACCUCGGGCACAACGAACCGACCCAAAGGAGUGUUGCUACCCGAGCCAGUCAUCACGGCGCAAUGCCGCUCGCUUCUCCAGGCAUGGGAGUACUCACCCGCCGACCGCCUCCUCCACGUCCUGCCUCUCCAUCACAUCCACGGCACCAUCAAUGCCGUGCUCACGCCUCUCUUUGCCGGCUCCUCCGUUGAGUUCAUGUUUCCCUUCAACGCCGACGCCGUCUGGAAGCGGUUCGCCGCGCCCUUUCUCCCCACCAACGGCACCGCUACCACCGCGCCGCCCAUCAGCUUCUUCACCGUCGUGCCUACCGUAUACAGCCGCCUUCUUGCCAGCCACAAGACGCUAUCCCCCCAAAUGCAAGCUGCCACGAGCGAGGCCACGUCCCCCGCCAACCUGCGCGUCAACAUCUCCGGAUCGGCCGCCCUGCCGACGCCCGUCAAGGCCGCCUGGGCCGCCCUCAGCGGCGGCAACGUGCUCCUCGAGCGCUACGGCAUGACCGAGGUCGGCAUGGCCCUCAGCUGCGGCCUCGCCUUCGCCGACCGCGUCGACGCCAGCGUCGGCUGGCCCCUACCGUCCGUCGAGGCCCGCCUCGUCGACAUGGACACGGGCGACGUCAUCGAGCCCGGCCACGAGCUCGACGACCACGGUCGUGAGCGCGUCGGCGAGAUACAGCUCCGCGGGCCCACCGUCUUCCGUGAGUACUGGCGCAACCCCGACGCCACGGCCAAGGAGUUUGUCGAUGACGGCGGCGACGGCCGCGGCCGCUGGUUCAAGACGGGCGACGUGGCCAUCCGCCGCGAACCCGUCGGCGCCGCCGGCCGCAACAGCCACCGGCAGCCCUGGGCCCAAGGCCCCAUGUACUUUAUCCAGGGCCGCAAGACGGCCGACAUCAUCAAGACCGGCGGCGAAAAGGUCUCAGCGCUCGAGGUCGAGCGCGAGCUGCUCUCGCUGCCCCAGGUCGCCGAGGCCGCCGUCGUCGCCGUGCCCAGCGGCAACUGGGGCCAAAAGGUCGGCGCCGUCAUCAUCCUCGACCCGGACCACGCCGUCAAGUGGACUCCACUCGAGAUGCGCCGCGCCCUCAAGAGCAGGCUCGCGGGCUACAAGAUUCCUCAGGUCAUGAAGAUUGUCAACCACAUUCCUCGCAACGCCAUGGGCAAAAUAAACAAGAAGCAGCUUGUCAAAGCCAUAUUUGUAGAGGAGACGAGCGGCGACGAAUUGUAA
Molecule: messenger RNA, 1917 nt
Organism: Cordyceps militaris CM01
Lineage: Eukaryota; Fungi; Ascomycota; Sordariomycetes; Hypocreales; Cordycipitaceae
Product: 2-succinylbenzoate-CoA ligase
Exons: 3
Coding region: 1-1917 (638 amino acids)
Biological process (GO): fatty acid metabolic process
Molecular function (GO): medium-chain fatty acid-CoA ligase activity
Source: RefSeq, a predicted model, not a curated record